Messenger RNA from Acaulospora colombiana, 141 nucleotides. Lineage: Eukaryota; Fungi; Glomeromycota; Glomeromycetes; Diversisporales; Acaulosporaceae. The record is from the annotation of a GenBank genome assembly.
AUGCUUUCAAAUUUUACUGAUUGCCUAUACUUGGUAAUCGGAAUUUAUCGCAAGAAAAGAGGAGAAAGGCCAUCAGGCAUUUAUUGGUCGACAGCGGACGCUCAGAAUCAAAGAAUUGCCAUACAAGAGGAGACAAAAAAC